AACAUUCGUUAGGUGGCGUAACCAUAUAAGCAUAACAGCAUGGCAUCAUUUUUGAAGGCUGUGAGAAAGAGUCCUGCAAAUUUAUUUGGAAGAUCAAAGCAUAAGAAGCUUCCAGAAGAAUGGGGUGAUGGAAUACGACAGACCGUGUUUGAUGGGAUCACCUUUUAUAUCAAAUAUUUGGGAAGCAUGCUUGUGGAAGAUGCGACAGGAGAGGCCUCUACUGCUGAAGCUAUUAAAACAAUUAUAAACAUGGUAUGCAGUAAAACAACUUUGAUAUCUUUCUGCUCAGCUGACUCAAGUUAUGAGCGUGUAGUGUCUUUCAUUGCUACAAACAAAAAUGAAACAUUGGAAUGUCAUGCUUUUCUGUGCAGCAAAAGAAAAAUUGCUGAAGCUGUUGCUCUCACAAUUUCACAGUCUUUCAAUAUAGCCUUUGAUUUAUGGGAAAGAGCAAGGGAAGAAAGGAGCAAUCACAGCACAUCAUCUGAAGAGCACAUCAGUAGCACCGAUUCCAAGUCUGAAGACUUCACCUCUGGAUAUAAAAGUAACUCAUCAUCUGAAUUAGAAAAUCACAUGACUCUCAUUGAUUUUACAACAGAGGAAUCUGCUUCCACAACUGUUAGAAAACUGGGAUUUGAUGGAGAUGUUGACCUGGAUGACAGUUUUUCAAGAUUGGCAGAAUCACGCACACACCCAAUGUUUUCAACAAACUUCAAGCCUGAGGAAAUUGCCAAACUCACCAAUUUUGUACAAAGUGCAGAAAAAUCCUCGGAGAAAGAUCAGUUUCUGAACGAUCAUAGUGAUGAGUUGCUUACUCUCUAGUAACUGCUCUUCUUGCUAGUAGAAUAACUCUAAUAUUGAAAGAAAUGGGAUAAAUAACUAUCUCAUCCUCAAGAAGUUCAGAGAUCACCACAUAAAAAUACUCUGAAAGUUCAAUUGAGCCACGAGGACUAAACUUAUUCUACAAUGGUUGCUGCCACCACAAAGUGUUUCCAUACUCAACCUGUUAAGAAGUUGUUACCAUAUAUUUUUCUGCCUAGAAAGACUUAUUUAUAUACAUUAAAUGAACUAACCAGGCUUUCCACUCUCACAAACUUGACUGCUUCUCACUGUUAACCACACAUUUUUUUUUUUUAAUAUUGUUUCUGUUAUUGUUCUGCUGGUCUAUUUCCAUUGAAUUGUUUUAAUCAUGUGGCCUUCAUGAAUGUUGCAUUUCUCCAGAGAAGUAAUAUAAACAGUAAACGUACUUAACUUGGUGCUCAUAUACGUCACCUCCAUACUUUCCUGAGUUGUUAAUAAAUGUGCAAUAUUGUGCAAA
Molecule: messenger RNA, 1315 nt
Organism: Limulus polyphemus (Atlantic horseshoe crab)
Lineage: Eukaryota; Metazoa; Arthropoda; Merostomata; Xiphosura; Limulidae
Product: low density lipoprotein receptor adapter protein 1-A-like
Exons: 6
Coding region: 40-819 (259 amino acids)
Source: RefSeq, a predicted model, not a curated record